AUGCAGCCUGCGCAGGGAUCUGGGGCGCCCUCGUCCAGCCGACAACAAGGGCAGCGCGCCCCCGGCAGCUUCUCGCCGCUCACGUCCUCUGCGGCCGCAGCCACCGCUGCAUCGCCGUCCUCCUUAUCCACGUCCUCAGCUGCGGCUGCCAGCGCCGCCCUUCACGGCAAGCAGCCCCGCCCGACGUCGCUCUCCCGCCGCCCGCCUCCGCCUCUGCGGCUCGAGUCCUCCGAGGAAGGUGCCGCAAGCAGCAGCAUCGCCGCCGCUGCGGCUGCGGCGAUAUCCUCUUCUUCCUCUUCCGCGAACACUACAACCGCCACCACCGGCGGCGGCACUCCCUCGAUCAACGUCGGCAAGUCGCGCCAACGCGUCGCCUCGCCCGCCACGCCCAUAUACGCCCAGUUCACCUCCCACCCCAACAACAGCAGCUCCAGCCUGCACAGCUUCUCCUUCUCCCGCCCCAACCCGGGCUCCCCGCGCGUCGUCACCCACGGCUCGCCGUCCACCCUGCACAAGGGGGAGUCCCGCAAGCACUCGGCCACCCAGGGCAUGUUUGAGCCGUCCCUGCCGUCGACGACCACCUCCAACCUGUCGCAAGUCGGCAUGUCGCAGCCGCAGGGGCAAGGGCAGGGGCAGAGCGCCGCCUUAUCCGCGAGCCAGAUCGCCGCCCAGGCCGCCGUCAUGUCCCAUCAAAACACCAUGCACAGCCGUCAACGCUCUCAGACGGUGCCGGUUCCCGGCGAGGUCAACGACGGGCCCCGGAGGGGAAGCGGCAGCCGCGUUCCGACCACCACCCCGCCCACUUUAAGCCUGACCGAGGCCAGCGCGCCGCGAGACAGCGGCUUCGGACCCCUGGGCGGCCUGCACAUUAGUACCGCGGCGGCGUCCGCGGCCACCACCGCCGCCAACGUCGUGUUCCCGCGGUCCGGCCACAACUCGCCGCGCGACGCCAAUUCGCCCCAGCCCGUCCUCCCGCUGCCGCCGCCCAUACCCGCCGCCUACACCGAGAAGCCGCUCUCCAAGUCGGAAAAGGCCAAGGCCAAGCUCUUCUCGCGGCCCGUCAAGAUGAGCGCCGCCAAGGCCGACGGCAAGGACAAGGCCCUCCCGAGCCCCAGCAAGAUCGGCUCCGCCCUGUCCGCGCUCCAGCGCGGCAACUUUAGCACGACCAGCCUGGCCGACUCGUCGGCGCAUUCCUUGUAUAGCCUAACCAACUCGUCCUCGGCUACGAUCCGACCGGCGGAGUCGGCCAACGUGGAGGAGAAGGCGGGCAAGGAGAAGCGACACCACUUUCUCUCCCGGCAGAAGCAGAAGCUCAAGGAUGAGUAUCACCUGCCGCUAUCCUCUGCUGCCAGCAACUCGCGGCCCACGGAUCCCAACGCGCCCAGCAGCUUAUACAACUUCCACCUGCCCUCCAGCGUGGGUCUCUCGACGUCUGGCUUCUCCAAGGCGAGGAAGGACAAGAAACAUGGCGAGCGCUCCGAUAGCCGUCAAGACAACGAGUCGUCUCUGAACCUUUCUGCGGACAUCUCCGGCACGGUCCCGUUCCCGUCGUUAUCGCAGCAGAGCACCAUCUACGACACGUCCGAGUCUGCACGACUGGGUCUCAACAUUCCCUCAUCUUUGGACGAAGCUUGGCCAUACCUGAAAUCGCUCUUGUCAGUCGUGUUCCAGGGUGAGGAUUUGCGCUUGCCUGUAGAAGACAUUAAUCGCAUCGUGCAUUUGCACAUUCAAUACUGCGUCCACAAGAGAUCACCGUUGAGCAUGCUCGACGACUUGCGAGAGCUUCUUGCCAAGGGGUUCUCUUCGUUAGACCACACACUUCGCCAGGCAGGGGAGGACAGGUUCAUUCCGACACUUGUCGAGCUGUGGCUCUUCACAUUCACCUCCAUUCUGCCGUAUCUACAGGCCGUUUUUGUACCUCUCGAGCUAGAAGUGGCUGGCCGCGGUACUAUCCUAAACUACGACCAAGCCCGCGACUUUUGGGGUUCGUUGUCCACAACCUCGGACGACAAUGUGAAGCCAACGCCACCAACCGUGACUUUUGACAUACGAAGACUUGUGCUAGCCGCCUACCGCGACACCGUCAUACUGCCGCGCUACGAGACGCUCAAGACCAUAUUCUCACGCCUGUCCCUAGAGUUCUUGCCGUCUUCCUUUGCCAACAUGGCCUUGUCCUCCCCGUCAGACUCAGCAGCCAUGUCUACCUCGCCACCCGAGUACUUUCCGCCCCUCAUGCGCCCCGGUACCUCCAUGUCGCACGAGCUGUCCGUGGGCUCCUACAAUUCCAACAGCACCACGCUCCUCGGCGACGACCGGGGCUCCGCGGCGUCCGGCGGGCGCAGCCGCGCCGUCAGCAACGUGUCCUACGGGAGCAACGGCAGCGGCGGCGCGGGCGUGCUGCGGCCCUUCACUCCAUCGAGCGCGCAGGUGCCGGUGCUCAGUAGCGUGCGCGAGCAAAACGUGGAGGACUCGAAGCAGGUGACGGACAUGGUCGGGCGCAUGCUGCAGUGCGUGAGCGUGCUGGCGAGCCUGGUGGCCGGCGGCGUGGCCGGCGGCGCCGAGGCCGAGACGGAGGCCGACGGCGAUAGGAAGAUGGCGGAGCUGUGCCGCAUGCUCAAGCUCAACUGGCUCGGCCGCGGCCGCACUGGCAGGAACAGGCGCGGCCUAGUGGGCGGACGCGUACGGAGGGACGAGGAGGUGCGUGUGGUGUGA
Cordyceps fumosorosea ARSEF 2679 is the source of this 2712-nucleotide messenger RNA. RefSeq names its product HbrB-like protein. The record is from RefSeq and is a predicted model, not a curated record. NCBI's taxonomy places the organism in Eukaryota, Fungi, Ascomycota, Sordariomycetes, Hypocreales, Cordycipitaceae. Gene Ontology annotation, cellular component: TORC2 complex. The coding region runs from base 1 to 2712 and encodes 903 amino acids. The transcript has a single exon. Gene Ontology annotation, biological process: TORC2 signaling.